This is a messenger RNA of Coregonus clupeaformis (lake whitefish), 3183 nucleotides long. RefSeq lists its product as uncharacterized. Gene Ontology annotation, cellular component: apical plasma membrane; cell surface. The coding region runs from base 49 to 3168 and encodes 1039 amino acids. The transcript is spliced from 18 exons. The record is from RefSeq and is a predicted model, not a curated record. NCBI's taxonomy places the organism in Eukaryota, Metazoa, Chordata, Actinopteri, Salmoniformes, Salmonidae. Gene Ontology annotation, molecular function: protein binding; calcium ion binding. Gene Ontology annotation, biological process: neutrophil migration.
CUUAAUUUAGUUAUUGUGUUAUUAAUUGAAUGGUGAAUUAACGAGGACAUGAAUAUUGAUAAAGAAUACCGACUUUCCUUUUGCAGGACCUGUUUCGCGUUUCCAUUUAUAUUGUUCAUACUUGUACCUCACACUAUAUCUCUCGGAAGCUGCAGUAGUUUUACUUUCUCCAUAUGUUGGAAGAUCAGCAACAAUUCCAGUUGGCCAGAAGGAAAUUUAUGGUUGAACACUACCAAAUUGAAAUCCAUUUGGAGACAGGACACAUUUUCAUCUUUGACAGUUGCCACUACUGUGGAGCACAAAUUGACACUUCAAUAUGGUGUCAUGGUUCGGAAGUGGACAUUCUCUGUCUUCCCAAGUUCACAUUCCAUUGAGUUCAGAAGUAUACACGAGCCUAUCCAGCAGCCAAUCAAUAGCACUCUGGAAGCCCUGGAGUUGUUCUCUGCCAAUGAGGUGUUUGCGUGUGAAAACAGCACUCUGUACCUUUAUCAGGACCCAGACUUCAUCCUCAUGCUCGGUCACACUGUGCGCUACCCCUUGAAGCUGGAGUCCAGGAGUUCCUCCAUGUUACUGGUGUCCUGGAAAGAGAAGAUGCAGCCCCAGGCUGCCCCUGACCCUGUCCCCGUCUACUCUGUGUCCCUCUACCACUCUGAGAUGAAGGCCUACGCUGCCCUUAGUGUGGACAGCACCCACUCCAACCACUACCGCUUCACAGCCCUGGAGUCCUGCAGUUCCUAUGCUGCCUGUGUGGAGCUGGCAGGCAGCCACUCGCUUACCUGUCUCUCCACUAUCACAGACCCAGAAGUCCCCAGACAUUUCCAGGUGACGUCGUGGAACAGCAGUAGUGUCACGGUGUCCUGGGACUGUCCCGACAACCGCAAGUUCUCCUUCUUCCUUGUCACGGUCCUACACCUCAAUGGCACCAACCAUGUCCUGGAGGAGAGGUCCUUCAGGCACACACUGGACACCUUUGUGUUCUCUCAGUCUGACCUGCCGCCCUGUAGCAGGGUGAAGUUUGGCCUGCAGACGGUGUGCGAGGCGGGCACGGAGGCUCGCCACAGCAGAAUGGUCCUCAUCAACGGGAAUACUGUCCACUCAGAAAUCGAGAAGCUGUGGCAGACCUCCUCAGGGCCGGACAACUACACCCUGAGCUGGGUGGUGAGGAACACGUCUUCUAUCUCCAUGUUCAGGAUCUACCACCAGGGGGCGCUUCACAACACCACCCUGCUCACCAGCCACACGGUGGCCAGCCUGCUGCCCUGCAGCCAGUACCAGGCCAGAGUGGAGGCGCUGUGCGGCGACAGCGUGGUCAUGAGCACCAAGACCGUACGCGCUCGGACAGGACCCAGAGGUGUAUCAGAACUUCGCUACCGUCCUGAGGACUCUACGGCGCUGUGGAUUGGUGGGACUGGGCAGGGCGUGGCCUUUCAGUACCAGCUGUCUUAUGACAACGGCUCGACCAUCCGGCAAGGCCGGCUGAUGGAGCCUUUGCUCCGCCUCCCAGGGCUCAUCGAGGGCGCGCACUAUGCCCUGGAUGUGUGGGAGGAGUGUGAUGGCGAGUGGAGUGCCGACCCGGCCCUGGUGGGUUUCGAUGGAGUCAACGUUUCCGUCAACGCCCUCGUGCUGCCGGUGGCGUCCACCCUGAGGCCUAAUGAAGACAAAGGGUUGACGUUUGUCUUCUCAAGCCUAGCCCUGGCUGUCGUUGUGCCUUGGUUACUGGUGAUGGACCCAAAGACUGAGCCCUGGGCUGAGCUGAAGCACAUCUACAAAAACCGAUUGGAGGAGCUUUUGAAAGAGUACCCGAUUAAGACCAGGGUGGAGUUGGUUGCAUUCGAGGAGCUGGAAGGUGAAUCCAAAACCAAGAUUACCUUUCAAGGCUUUGACGCUUCCAUAACCGAUGCAGACUUGCCGCUACCACCUGACGAGCAGCUGGAUCAUAUCCAGUCCCUCCAGUCGCCCAAUAUCACAGUCAAGGACGGGAUUAUAUACUGGGAUGACCCAGAUGAGUGUGCAACCCCUGACCUGAACAGGUGUGACUCCAAUUCUCUGUGCGUCAACACUCUGAACUCCUAUACCUGUGUGUGUCAACAUGGCUUCUAUGACGUCGGGCCCGCCUUCGUUCCCCCUCCUACCCCUGCCUCACAUCCUGUCUGUUAUGAAAAGGGGAUGUUCACCCAAUGCCUGGAUAGAUUGAUGGCCGGAGGUAUCGCCAAAGCCUUCCUGAUUGGCUACUUCGGGGGCAACGUGACGGUUGUCCUGAAUGAAGGCCGUUGCACAAUGGAAGAGAGCGAGACGCUCUACCACUUCCGCGUGUUGCGCAAACCCUCGCAGUGUGGAACGAGACGGCUGGUGAACAGAACACACAUCGAGUUCCGGAACACUCUGACUGUGACCUUGAGCAGAGAGAGGACCAUCACACGAAGAGAUCUCAAGGUUAUCUGGAAGUGCAUCUAUCCCCGGAACUAUGUCCGCAACACCCAGAUAAACGUAGAUCUGGAGUGGAUCACCUCCCACUCUGUAGUGGAGUACAACUCCUCCCAUGAGCUGGGGCUGGCCAUGACCAUGUACAGCGACGAAUCCUUCUCCUACGACUACAGAGACUCCAGCUCCCUCAGCCUCAGCGACAUACUCUUCUUCGAGGUGGCCCUCCUGACCAACAACACGUUCGCCUCGGAGGUCCUGCUAGAAGUGGUUUCUUGCUGGGCAACAGAGAGCCCGGAUCCACAGGGCGACACCAAGGGCUUCUUUCUCCUAGAUGGCUGCCCUGUUGACAGCACCUUUCAUUGGCUCUCUGUGAACGGUGUGUCACAGAGGAGUAGGUUCUCCAUUCAUAUGUUCACUAUGCCCAAGGAGUUACCCAUCUACAUACACUGCCUGGCCCGGAUAUGCAGUCACGAUGAGGACUGCACUACGAACUGUACCAUCCAGAGACUUUCAAAGAGAUCAACAGCUAGAUGGGAUCCAUACGUCAAAGUAGCCGUGGUCGUGUCUGCAGGACCACUGAUGGUCACCCAUGAGGCAGCACCAGGGACCAAACUCUCCAACUGGGAUGAGGCUGUGACGAUCUACGUCGUGGGAGGAACCAUGGGUGUCUUGGUGUUGACGAUGCUUGGUGUGAGCGCAACAAAGGCUAUAAUGAAUUAUUAUGAGAGAGCAAGGCCUCAAUAAAUACAUGGAACCACA